Messenger RNA from Metopolophium dirhodum (rose-grain aphid), 808 nucleotides. RefSeq lists its product as uncharacterized. The transcript is spliced from 5 exons. The coding region runs from base 1 to 618 and encodes 205 amino acids. NCBI's taxonomy places the organism in Eukaryota, Metazoa, Arthropoda, Insecta, Hemiptera, Aphididae. The record is from RefSeq and is a predicted model, not a curated record.
AUGUCCGACAUGAGUGUACAAAAUUCGGCUGAUGAAGAAAUCAAUGAUCAUUAUUCAUAUCGAAAAAAUGUGCAAAUGCAGAAUUCUAAAAAACCCAAAAUCACUAUGAAAGCUAAACCAAAAAAACAGAAAUUAAUAAUGGUCAACACAAGCGAUCAAAAUUCAGAUGAUGAAGAAAUUGAUGAACUUUAUAAUCAUCGGAAAAAUGAGCAAAUGCAGAAUUCUAAAAAACCUGAAACCGUUAUAAAACCUAAACCAAAAAAACAGAAAUUUCAGUCGCAUUUAUUAAAACUGGAACAAGAAUAUAAUGGUUUAACAACUAUGGUUAAUGAAAACUGCAUACGCGUAAAAAAAUCAGAUGGUGGAAAUUUUUGUAUCAAAAUACCCGAAAUCAAAACAGCAAGUGAUUAUUUGGUUAUUCAAAAAUACAAAACAUCGGACAUGGAAAAAGUAGAGUCAAAAGACAGAUGGAAAACCUCAACGUUCAACGCAAAAACUAUGCUGAACGAAAAAGAUAAAGCUGACAAUACAAUAAUAUCGGCAUUUAAUAAUUUGCAAGAUUUAUUAAUGGAUAAAUGUAUGUGUAACAACAACAAAAAAAUUGAAUCUUAUAAAUAAUAACUAUAUGUUUAUAUUAUUAUAGUUUCACUAAAUGAAACCCGUCAUUAAUAUUUGUGUAUUUUUUAUUUAUUACCAAACGGUUAAAAUAUUUGUAUUCAAUUUUAUUUUAGAAAGCUUACAUUUGAUUCAAUAAUUUAUACAAUAUGAUUAUAUUAUGGAAAAUAUUUUGGUUUAUUUUAACCAGUUA